AUGGCAUCCUCGGCAGCUCGAAUGGUCUCACGCUCCUUCACGGCAGCUUCGAAGACUCAACUGACUGCUGGGUUGAGAACGCGACCGGCUUCGUUCUCACGAUUGAUGAGAAGAUAUGCUACAGCCGCCAGAGAACAGCCGCGCCUUCGUCUAGGCGUGACGGCACCAAAUUUCCAAGCCAAAACUACCUGUGGUGACAUAGAUUUCCACAAAUUCAUCGACAACAGCUGGGCCAUUUUAUUCAGUCAUCCUGCCGACUUCACCCCUGUUUGCACGACUGAACUGGGCGCCUUCGCGAGGCUGAAGGACGAAUUUGAGAAGCGCGGUGUGAAGAUGAUCGGCCUCAGCGCCAACGAUCUUCAGAGUCAUGGCGAAUGGAUCAAAGAUAUCAACGAGAUCUCUAAAACGAACCUGCAAUUUCCUAUCAUAGCGGACGCUGAUAGAAAAGUGGCCUUCCUCUACGAUAUGGUAGAUCAACAAGAUUUAGAGAACAUCGACCAGAAGGGCAUCGCUUUCACCAUUCGAUCCGUCUUCAUCAUUGACCCAGCAAAGAAGAUUCGGUUGAUCAUGCUAUACCCUGCUUCGACGGGUCGAAACUCCUCCGAAGUCCUGCGGGUUAUCGAUGCCCUCCAGCUUAGCGACAAGAAAGGAGUAACAACGCCUAUUGACUGGAACGCUGGGCAGGAUGUGAUCGUGCCACCAAGUGUAUCAACGGAGGACGCGAAAAAGAAAUUCACAAAUGUCAAAGAGGUCAAACCGUACCUCAGAUUCACCUCUGGGGAUUUGAAAUAG
Messenger RNA from Cladophialophora yegresii CBS 114405, 792 nucleotides. RefSeq names its product peroxiredoxin (alkyl hydroperoxide reductase subunit C). The transcript has a single exon. Gene Ontology annotation, molecular function: thioredoxin peroxidase activity. The coding region runs from base 1 to 792 and encodes 263 amino acids. Gene Ontology annotation, biological process: cellular oxidant detoxification; cellular response to oxidative stress; cell redox homeostasis. NCBI's taxonomy places the organism in Eukaryota, Fungi, Ascomycota, Eurotiomycetes, Chaetothyriales, Herpotrichiellaceae. Gene Ontology annotation, cellular component: mitochondrion; cytosol. The record is from RefSeq and is a predicted model, not a curated record.